Messenger RNA from Hevea brasiliensis (rubber tree), 742 nucleotides. Its product is annotated as dirigent protein 19-like. The transcript has a single exon. Lineage: Eukaryota; Viridiplantae; Streptophyta; Magnoliopsida; Malpighiales; Euphorbiaceae. Bases 215 to 688 code for a protein of 157 amino acids. The record is from RefSeq and is a predicted model, not a curated record.
CUAAAAAAGACUUCUACAAGUAUAAACUGGGCAAACAGCACCAGAGUCGGGUGUUCUCCCGCAAAUAUUCGCCGCUUAGUCAAGAGUUGCUAGAGUUCCCAUAUUGUCCCUGGCUAGACUACCCAUUCUUGCUUCUCAUUUCAUUUUUCUUUCCCUCUUGUCUUCCUUCUCCGCCGCACUGGUGGCCGGAGAAGACAAUGAGUUUGUGAGAACCAUGGACAGGAAGCUAUAUGGUCUCAAGAAAGAAAAGCUAAGCCAUUUCCGCUUGUAUUGGCAUGACACCGUCACAGGCUCUAACACUAGCCCCGUCCUAGUCGUACCGCCGGAUAACACAUCAACUACAGUCUUCGGGAUGAUAAGGAUGAUCGAUAACGCUUUAACGUUAGGGCCAGAAAUGAGCUCCAAGUUGGUGGGAAGAGCACAAGUGUUUUAUGCACAAGCGUCACAGCAAGAGAUCGGCUUGUUAAUGGCCAUGAAUUUUGCUUUAAUUCAAGGCAAGUAUAAUGGCAGUAGUAUCACCGUGCUUGGGCGGAAUACGGUGUUUUCGAAGGUGAGAGAGAUGCCGGUGAUCGGAGGAAGUGGGCUUUUCCGGUUGGCUAGUGGUUAUGUUCAGGCCAGAACACACACGUUUAAUCUAGCUACAGGAGAUGCUAUCGUUGAGUACAACAUCUAUGUGUUGCAUUAUUGAUGCUUUUGUCUUCUUCCACUUGGUUUUUUCCACUAAUUUUGAUGAUUAUUUCUA